CACCUUAGCGUUCGUGUAGUAAAGUGCAGAUGGUGAAACGUUUCUUCCAAGGCCACUGGGGGUAAAAAAUAAAAUAAAAUAAGGAUUUGUCUCCCUUUUCGAAUGUCCUGGCGGUCCUUCCUCAUCAACGUUGUUUAGCUUCGAGCUCAGGAAUUGUAAUCGAUAGCCGAGAAAAUGCGACCGCGGACCACAGGAAGCUUCUGGAACUUUCUACCGUCGUCUACUGGUUGCGUUGCAGUCAGGCGAACUGGCAGCAGUCUGUCAGCGAGAAGCGACGAGCGGACGGUGCCGGGCGCCGGGAAACUUGUACGUCGGCUAGCGUCGGCAGCUGAAGCGACGGAGGGACCCCGAGCGGCUAACGCUAGCAUCUAGAGCUAAGCUCAGGCCGGGAACCGGGCGAGCGGCUAGCCAUGUUCGGCUGCUUGGUGGCCGGCCGGCUGGUGCAGACCGACGCGGUCCAGGUGGCCUCGGAUAAAUUCGUCUUCAACCUGCCGGACUACGAGAGCGUGAACCACGUGGUCGUGUUCAUGCUGGGCACCGUGCCGUUCCCCGCAGGCAUGGGCGGCGCGGUCUACUUCUCCUUCCCGGACCCCGCGAGCGGCGGGCCGGUGUGGCAGCUGCUCGGCUUCAUCGCCAACGACAAGCCGAGCGCCAUCUUCAAGAUCUCGGGGCUGACGGCGGCGGGCCAGGACCAAGGCCGGGGCGGGGCGCACCCCUUCGGCUGCGUGGCGUCGGCCGCCCCUUCCGUGGCGCAGGUCGGCGUGUCGGUGGAGCCGCUGGAGCAGCUGGCGCAGCAGACGCCGGUGUCCGGGGCGGCGGCGUCCACCGCGGACACGCUGCGGCUGUUCACGCAAAAGAUGCUGGACAGUUUGUACAACUUCGCGUCGUCGUUCGCCGUCACGCAGACGCAGAUGACGCCCAACCCCGGCGAGACCUUCGUGCCGUCCAGCUGCAUCCUUAAGUGGUACGAGAACUUUCAGAGGCGCAUGAGUCAGAACCCCAACUUUUGGAAGAACUGAAGGAUCGGGCGAGACAUCUCCAAGACAUCGCAACGUGGGGGACACCGGAGAUGUCCGACGUCUUGUGCCAAAAGACAUUCUUGACUUGUGUACGUUCACAAGUAUCAUCCUGAAGGAUGGGAUUGUGCAAACAAAUUCGACCAACAUAUUUGAAACGGCUUCGUUUCUUUGCAUUGUUGUUUGACGCCCAUUAAAGCUAUUUGGAUGGCUUUCCCCUUA
This is a messenger RNA of Hippocampus zosterae (dwarf seahorse), 1238 nucleotides long. RefSeq names its product heat shock protein nuclear import factor hikeshi (gene hikeshi). Lineage: Eukaryota; Metazoa; Chordata; Actinopteri; Syngnathiformes; Syngnathidae. The coding region runs from base 411 to 1019 and encodes 202 amino acids. Gene Ontology annotation, cellular component: cytosol; nucleus. The transcript has a single exon. Gene Ontology annotation, biological process: protein import into nucleus. The record is from RefSeq and is a predicted model, not a curated record. Gene Ontology annotation, molecular function: Hsp70 protein binding; nuclear import signal receptor activity.